GCCAGGCAAAACAAAACCAGCAAGGGGGUGCCGCUGGCUGCCGCCCUUUCAAGUCAAGAGGGAGAGGCCGGGAAGAUGUGCGCGUCUUCGUAGAAGGUGGCCGAGAAGAGCCAAUAUCGGGGAAAGGCCCGCAGCAUCUAGGAGGGGCCAACUCUCAACGACCGGGCACCGCUCCCACAGACCCUCCACACAGGAAAUCGUGGCCUAUGCAAAGCAGGACCUCAGGUUUCCCCGGUGGCGAUAAACGCGGGCGCCGCCUGGGCAAAGCCAUUCCCGCCCACCUUCCCGCGUGAAGCGAACAUCCGCCCACCCGUGACGAAAGGAAAGCGGUGGCAUCAGGGAUUCCGGGCGAAUCCGGAGACAAGCGGUUCGGGAAAAGGAGAGAGAGGAGUCGCUGAGCGGCUCAACCCGGCGCGAUUAUGGAGACUUUCUGCGGCUCCAGCUUUUGGGAUUCGAAUCUUACACUGUACGCUGAAAAUCCAGACUUAACGUUGUGUUUCCAGAACACUAUCUUGGCUUGGAUCCCAUGCAUCUAUCUUGGGUGCAUAUUGCCAUUUUACCUCCUUUAUCUAAAAUACAAUAAUCGAGGCUAUAUUGUAUUGUCUAUGCUGAACAGGUUCAAAACGGCCUUUGCUUUUGUGCUUUGGGGGGUUUGCUGGUCCAAUCUUUUCUAUGCCUUCCAUGAAAUCACGCAGAACAGAACUCCAUCACCUGUGUAUUUUGUAACGCCUUUAAUUGCUGGCAUCACAAUGCUGGCAGCCAUGUUGCUCAUCCAGUAUGAAAGACUUCAUGGUGUCCAGUCCUCAGGGAUCCUAAUCAUCUUCUGGUUCUUGUGUGUGCUGUGUGCUGUUGGUCCUUUGAGAUCCAAAAUCCUUGGUUCUCAAGCUCAGGAUCAAAUUGAAGGCAGAUUUAGGAUGAUCAUGUUUUAUAUCUACUUUGCACUGAUCCUUAUUGAAUUUAUUCUUUCGUGUUUCAAAGAAAAGCCUCCGUUCUUUUCUCCUGUGAAUCUAGAUCCGAAUCCCUGCCCAGAAUUAAAUUCUGGUUUUCUUUCAAGGAUAACAUUUUGGUGGUUCACAAGUUUGGCAAUACAAGGCUAUAAGAAGCCUCUUGAAGAUAAAGAUUUAUGGUCUCUGAAUGCCGAUGAUAAAUCCGAAGUGAUAGUCCAAAACCUCCAGAAAGAGUGGGACAAACAAAAACAACGUGGGAAAUUGAAACAUGAUGUAUCUUAUACAAAGGACUCUAAUCAGGAGAUGAAUCACAUAAAUGAAAGUCCAGGAGAAACAGAACUCAUGUUAGACAUUCCCACUAAGGAGAAAGAACCUUCCUUUUUCAAAGCCUUACUCAGAACUUUUGGCCCUUAUUUUUUAAUUGGCUCCUUCUUCAAAGUAAUCCAAGAUCUGUUGUCUUUUGUCAAUCCCCAGUUGUUAAGCAUGUUAAUUAGCUUUGUGAAGGAUAAAGAUGCUCCCUUAUGGUGGGGAUACCUGAUUGCGGCGUUGAUGUUUCUCUGUGCUGUGCUGCAGACAAUAAUCCUUCACCACCAUUUCCAGUACUGCUUCAUUACUGGAAUGAGGCUGAGAACUGGCAUUGUAGGGAUGGUCUAUAGAAAGUCUUUAGUCAUCACCAACUCAGCAAAGCGCUCUUCCACUGUUGGAGAAAUUGUCAACCUGAUGUCAGUGGAUGCCCAGAGAUUCAUGGACCUGACUACCUUCCUCAACAUGCUGUGGUCUGCACCACUUCAAAUCUUCCUUGCUUUAUACUUUCUCUGGCAGGCUUUGGGGCCUUCUGUGUUGGCAGGAGUGGCUGUGAUGGUUCUACUCAUCCCACUGAAUGCUGUGAUUGCUAUGAAAACCAGAGCAUUCCAGGUAGAACAGAUGAAGUACAAAGAUGCCCGCAUUAAGCUAAUGAAUGAAAUUCUAAAUGGCAUAAAAGUACUGAAGCUCUAUGCUUGGGAAUCAUCCUUUGCAGAAAAAGUACUGGAGAUUCGGCAGAAUGAACUUCGGGUUUUGAAGAAAUCUGCCUAUUUAAAUUCUAUAUCAACCUUUGCAUGGAUCAGUGCGCCAUUUCUGGUUGCCUUGACUACCUUCGCUGUCUAUGUCAGUGUGGAUGAGAAGAAUGUUCUUGAUGCAGAGAAAGCCUUUGUGUCACUCUCCCUAUUUAAUCUCUUAAGGUUCCCACUCAACAUGCUUCCUCAGGUCAUUAGUAAUAUUGUACAGACAAAUGUUUCACUACAAAGGAUUCAACACUUCUUGUCACAUGAUGAACUUGAUCCAAACUGUGUGGAAACCAAGUCAAUUACUCCAGGAUAUGCAGUUACCAUAAGGCAAGGAACAUUCAGCUGGGCAAAGGAACUUGACCCAGCUCUGAAGGAUAUAAAUUGGCUAGUCCCCAGUGGUUCUUUGGUAGCCAUAGUGGGCCAAGUUGGCUGCGGGAAGUCUUCCUUGGUGUCAGCUCUUCUUGGUGAAAUGGAGAAACUCAGUGGAGAUGUGGCUGUGAAGGGUUCGAUUGCUUAUGUACCCCAGCUACCUUGGAUCCAGAAUGCUACUUUGAAAGAUAAUAUUUUGUUUGGCCACCCUCUUAACGAGCUGAAAUAUCAGGCUGUGUUAGAGGCAUGUGCCUUGAAACAAGAUCUUGAGAUGCUUCCUGGAGGAGAUCAAACAGAAAUAGGUGAGAAGGGCAUCAAUCUUUCAGGGGGCCAGCGGCAACGAGUGAGCCUUGCCCGUGCUGUGUUCAGCAACACUGAUGUUUAUUUGUUAGAUGAUCCUCUUUCAGCAGUAGAUUCUCAUGUGGCAAAACACAUCUUUGACAAUGUUAUUGGACCAGAAGGAGCACUUAAAGGAAAGACUCGAAUUUUGGUGACCCAUGGCAUUCAUUUUUUGCCUCAGGUGGACUACAUCAUAGUUGUUGUGGAUGGUAGAAUCUCUGAAAUGGGAUCCUAUCAAGAGCUUUUGCAACAAAAUGGGUCUUUUGCAGAGUUCCUCCACAAUUAUGCACCUGAUGAAGAUAUAGAAGAAGAUGAGCCAACAAUAAUGGAGGAUGAAGAGGUUCUGCUUGCUGAAGAUACUCUCAGCAACCACACAGAUCUGGCAGAUAAUGAACCAAUCACAAAUGAAGUCCGCAAACAGUUCCUAAGGCAACUCAGUAUAAUAUCUUCAGAUGGUGAAUUAUCUAGCAAAAAGUCUACCAAACGAAAGUUGUGUGACAAAAAGUCCAUGGAGCCUCCUCUAAAAGGCACUUCUGAGAAACUCAUCCAGGCAGAAACUGCUGAAACCGGCACAGUCAAAUUUACUGUUUUCUGGCAAUACAUGAAGGCUGUUGGUCCUCUUAUAUCUUUGUUGAUAUGCUUGCUGUAUUCCUGUCAAAACGGUGCUGCAGUUGGGGCCAAUGUAUGGCUCAGUGUGUGGACCAAUGAUCAAGUGAUAAAUGGGACUCAACAGAAAGUGAAAAUGCGAAUUGGAGUCUAUGCUGCCCUGGGUAUCUUGCAAGGGCUGUUUGUUCUGAUCUCCUCCUUUUCCCUAGCCAUGGCUGGCAUCAAGGCAGCCCGUAUUCUGCAUGCAGCACUGCUAGAAAAUAAGCUUCACACUCCGCAGUCUUUCUACGAUACAACUCCAACAGGCCGAAUCAUUAACCGCUUUUCUAAGGACAUCUAUGUGAUUGAUGAAGUGAUCCCGCCAACCAUACUGAUGUUUCUUGGGACCUUCUUUAAUUCUGUAUCCACAAUGAUUGUGAUCAUAGCAAGCACUCCGCUAUUUGCUGUGGUUAUAAUACCUUUAGCAGUUUUGUAUUAUUUUGCACAGCGAUUCUAUGUAGCUACCUCUCGUCAAUUAAAGCGACUAGAAUCCGUUAGCAGAUCCCCCAUAUAUUCACAUUUUUCGGAAACAGUCACAGGAGCCAGCAUCAUCCGAGCAUACAAAAGAGAGAAGUCUUUUAUUUACACCAAUGACACAAAGGUGAAUGACAAUCAGAAAAGUUACUAUCCUGGAAUUGUAGCCAACAGGUGGCUGGGAGUUAGAGUUGAAUUUGUGGGCAACUGCGUAGUAUUCUUUGCAGCCCUUUUUGCUGUACUAAAUAAAAACAGUUUGAAUGCUGGCCUCGUUGGACUUUCUGUAUCUUACGCACUUCAGGUGACAAUGUCUCUGAACUGGAUGGUACGAAUGACAUCUGAUCUGGAAAGCAACAUUGUGGCUGUAGAAAGAGUGAAAGAAUAUUCUGAAAAUGAAACUGAGGCUCCCUGGAUCAUUGAGGAUAAAAGACCUCCAAAGGAAUGGCCCACCCAGGGAGAAGUGGUCUUUACAAAGUAUUCUGUCAGGUAUAGGAAAGGGUUGGAUUUGGUGUUGAAAGACCUCAGCUUGGGUGUAAAAGGUGGAGAAAAGGUUGGGAUUGUUGGACGAACUGGAGCUGGCAAAUCCUCAAUGACCCUCUGCCUCUUCAGGAUACUAGAAGCCACAAAGGGAGAGAUUACCAUUGAUGGGGUGAAAAUUGCAGAUAUUGGCCUUCAUGACUUGCGAUCCAAGCUAACUAUAAUUCCCCAAGACCCUGUUCUUUUUUCUGGAACACUCCGAAUGAAUUUGGAUCCAUUUAAUAAAUAUUCUGAGGAGGAACUAUGGAAAGCCCUUGAACUGUCCCAUCUGAAGAGGUUUGUCAGCAGUCAGCCUGCUAUGCUCGAAUUUGAAUGUUCAGAAGGAGGAGAAAAUCUGAGUGUUGGCCAAAGGCAGCUUGUUUGCUUGGCAAGAGCUCUCCUUCGCAAAACAAGGAUACUUAUUCUGGAUGAAGCCACAGCAGCAAUUGACCUUGAGACAGAUGAUCUCAUUCAGAUGACAAUAAGAACGCAGUUUGAAGACUGUACUGUACUAACAAUUGCUCAUAGACUGAAUACAAUUAUGGAUUACACCAGAGUCCUAGUUCUGGACAGAGGAAGAAUUGCAGAGUUUGACUCUCCUUCAAAUCUUAUUGCAUCCAGAGGGAUUUUUUAUGGUAUGGCUAAAGAUGCCGGAUUGGCAUAACAGCAAGCUACUCUGCUCCAUUGAAGGAGUGAUUAUUGGGCUGUUAUUUUCACUCCAAAAUAACAUCCUGAAUGAACUGUGCUUUUCAGAGCAGGCCUAUCAGAUUUAGCGAGAGAAGCAAAACUGUUUCAUAGGACUGAGAAACAGAAAAUGUCAUUUUCUAUUUUAAAAUAUAUUUUCUACAUACUGAGAUAUUUUUAAUUGAGAAACAUCUUAAGUAAUUGGAUACAAGUACAUAUGCAUACCUGUACUCUAUUUCAUUUCUAAUAAAUUACAUUUGAUAAUAUAAAAAUACUAAAGUCUUCCUAUUAGUUCCCAUUUCUAGUGGACAUGUAUUUUAAAGGUGGCACCUGAAAAAAUACUUUGUUUUUGAACUCAGAAAUAACUAACUGGGGCCACAGCUGGAACUUCUAAUUAAUAAUCACUGCAACUCUGUUUUUGUUUCUUUAUAAAUUUCUUCAUGAAGUUAACUUCAGUCAAAAAGCUGUGCAUUUGAUCAGUUGGUUCUCAUGGCAUGGCAGACAAUAAUGAAUUUUUUAAGGUAAAAAUGUUUGUUGAACUCUUUGCUGGGAUUGUUAAUCUUCCACAACAAAACUAGCAUACAAUUAUUUGAAUUAAAGAUAAAGGUGAACCAAU
This is a messenger RNA of Pantherophis guttatus, 5636 nucleotides long. Lineage: Eukaryota; Metazoa; Chordata; Lepidosauria; Squamata; Colubridae. The record is from RefSeq and is a predicted model, not a curated record.